AGCGCACUCAGGUCUAGCAAUAUUAAUGAUGGCCCAACUGCUCCGACUCUCUGCCCGGUUCUCAACGAUUCUCUGGGCCGAUCCGAUGUGAUCCGAUGCCCUGCCCUCCAGCCAAAGGCUAUAAAUAUGAUUGACUAGCCCGGCCAAUCGAGCAGUGAAAUUUUGAGUUUCGUUUCGCAAAGCCAGCCAGCCAGCCAGCCAGUCCGCAGGAGCAGUAAUCGAAUGGGAGUCAUGUUGGUCAAGGUCUUGAUGUUCGCAUUGUGGCUCGUGGCCCUGAGCCAGGCGAAGCCCCAGCUGUUGGUCACGACGCCAGUGAGUUAUGCCACCGGAGCGGGUGCCUCUUGGCUGGCUCCCUCCUCCGCCGCUUACUAUCCGGCGUAUGCCAGCUAUCCGGCCUACGCGGCGUAUGCGUAUGCACCGGUUUAUGGCGCAUACGCCACGUAUCCAUACUACUCGUAUCUAGGGCGGUGAAUCCUGCUGCUGCGGGCCAACCGGAAUACUAGGUGAAUUUGUAGCUAUUCCGGGCUUGUGUACAGUGGCAGCAAUGUUCCACUUACUAGAAGCAGUGUGAUUGGAUUUACAAACGUAAGCUGAGUAUAAGAAAUUAAUAACUUUUUUGUUUGGUAAAUGUAAAAAAAAUAUUACUCAAAGUGAUUGCAAUUGCUACAACUAAUAUAACAUUUAAAGUGUCCCUUGUGAAAUUAAUGUUCCUUAGAUUUAUAACUAAAAUCUAUAGCUUUCUUUUGAAAUUGAAAAUUGGCCCACCUUUAGAUAAUUCUUUAAGAUUAUUAAUAAACAAUCCUUGUAUAAAUAUAACAAAUAUCGAAAUGCAAUAAAUAACUGUCAACUCG
Drosophila melanogaster (fruit fly) is the source of this 851-nucleotide messenger RNA. RefSeq lists its product as uncharacterized. NCBI's taxonomy places the organism in Eukaryota, Metazoa, Arthropoda, Insecta, Diptera, Drosophilidae. The record is from RefSeq and is marked reviewed. The transcript has 2 exons. Bases 223 to 471 code for a protein of 82 amino acids.